This is a messenger RNA of Polychytrium aggregatum, 1235 nucleotides long. Its product is annotated as mitotic checkpoint regulator, MAD2B-interacting-domain-containing protein. The record is from RefSeq and is a predicted model, not a curated record. Gene Ontology annotation, cellular component: nucleus. The coding region runs from base 45 to 1154 and encodes 369 amino acids. Lineage: Eukaryota; Fungi; Chytridiomycota; Chytridiomycetes; Polychytriales. The transcript has 5 exons.
GGCGACAAUCUCACAUUCAAGCUCAGAACCACCGCCCGAGCGAUAUGGACAAUCUUGCCGGAUACGGAUCGUCGUCAGACGACGAGGCAGUCGAUCAGACCAGCCCGGUGGCCUCCGCCAACCAGCGCAUAUUGCCGUCGCCACCAUCGACAAAGUCCCUCGGCGGUCUUGCAUUGGCGCUCCCUCCGCCCAAGCACACACCUACCCCGGCCUUGAUCCAGCCGACUGGAGCGGAUGCAUCUGGAGCCCAAAAGAGAAAGCGAGUUCAGAUCUUUCUGGAUGUGCCUCAGGAUCUAAACGAGGACGGCGACGAGAUUCCCGGAGCUGCUGCAGAAAAGAAGCCCAAAUCCGCAGGAGCAGGGUCGGGAUCUGGGUCUGGGUCUGGGUUGUUUGCGCUGCUUCCGCCCCCGAAGCAGUCCAGCGCAAGCCUGCCGAAGCGUGCUGGAGGCAACGAUACAUCUCUGUUGGGAUCGAGUUCAUUGCUGGUUCCUGGCUCCGUCAAGAAGGCAACAGGGCAAGUUGCCCAGACGGCUGGUUCAUCCAAAGCCCCGAAAACCGCGCCGUCCAAAGAUCCGUCAGGCCCCUUAUCAUUCUUUACUCUCGAAUCAGCAGAGCCCAAACCUGACGCGGAUCUAAAUGUAUCGCCAAUGGUCAAGGCUCCGUCGUUCGUGUAUCAUGAGCCCGAUCCUGCACCAAAGCCAGCGUACGCCUCGGCAGCGUCAAUGUAUGCCUAUCCGUCCAGUACACAGAUGCACGCAAAUACGUACCAACCGGCCGAGGAUACGGGUUUCUCUGGAGCUGUUGGAGGAAGCAUGUCACAAGGACAGUCCGAGUUAUCUGGAAUCGACGAUGACAAGAUGAUCAUGCGACUUGGCGGGCGGCAUGCUCGGGGACCGCCAAUGGAAAUCAAAGAAAUCCGCCAGCAAGAUAUUAUCGGAGAAGGUUACGAGCGCGAAAUCCAGAAAACCAUGUCACUACCCGCAGCUGGAUCCACCGCCUUUGCCGGCAUCCAAUCGGUCUCAAAGCGAGUUAAAUCCAAGCACGGCAUCAUGUCGCUUGCGUUCGAAGCCAAGCAGCGAGAGCAGGCUCUGCAGGAGCAGUAUGCGACGGCCAAGGCCACCCGCAAACUCACCCAGGCAAAGUAUGGAUUCUGAAUCCCGAGCCACCCGCUCCAGGCGUUGAUGACAAGCUCGUCUUGGAAACCAUAGUCUUGAAUACAGGGUCGAUGCAUAUCU